AUGUUUCAAUCUUUAGAAUCUUCCUCUCCUAAGAAGAUGUCCCUUAUCGCUGCUCCUGAAUUCGUUCCAAGAACUGAACCUAUAAACCCUAAUGAAGUUCUUGAUGUUGCUCCAAUGAAGAUGGUGAGUUUUGACGAUCUUGCUGUAAAGAAGACUCGCACCCCACAUGCAAGAAGACCCAAAGAAGCUGUUCGUGGUAAGGUCUCUAACCCUUCAUCUUCUACUGCUCAUGAAGACCUAACUAACAAAGGAUUGGAGUAUGUCCACAAUACCAUUGCUAUAAUUGUUACAAGGAUCUUGGAUGAAAAGCAUAAGGUUCCUGGGAUAUCCGUCUCUCUGCAAUCUAUGAUUUCUGAGCCCCCUCAGAACCCUGAACCCAAUACUGAACCUAGGGAAGAUAUCAUAGGUAAGUCUACUAAUGAUGAUGAUGAACACUCGUCUGGUGGUGAUGUCCAUAUGGCUGAUGAUGAUGUACACACCCCUGAUGGUGAUGUACAAAUGGAUGAAGCGGUGGAGAAUGAUGGUGAUGUUCAAAAAGAUGAUGAUAAUAUCUCCUUGCAUUAUCCUUCUAGUUUCAACAGGUGGAAAUAUGUCUACCAGAAGAGGUUGGCCUUGGAAAGGGAGUUGGCUCAGAAUGCUCUUGAGAGUAAGGAAAUCAUGGACCUGAUACAUGAAGCUGGGUUAAUGAAGAUUGUUACCCAUUUCUCUAAGUGUUAUGAAAUGCUAGUGAAGGAGUUCAUUGUGAAUCUAUCAGAAGACUGUACUGAUAGAAAGUCAAAAGAUUUAAGGAAAGUGUAUGUGAGAGGAAAGUGUGUAACCUUCUCAUCACCUGUUAUCAAUAGUUUUCUAAGAAGAUCUGAUGAAGCUCAACCUGAACUGGAGGUAUUUGACAACAAGGUGUGUCAAGUAAUCACUGCAAAUCAAGUUAAAAGCUGGCCCAUGAAGGGAAAACUAUCUACAAGCAAGCUCAACAUAGAGUGUGCUAUGCUGCACAAGAUUUGA
Messenger RNA from Vicia villosa (hairy vetch), 1002 nucleotides. RefSeq lists its product as uncharacterized. NCBI's taxonomy places the organism in Eukaryota, Viridiplantae, Streptophyta, Magnoliopsida, Fabales, Fabaceae. The record is from RefSeq and is a predicted model, not a curated record. The transcript has a single exon. Bases 1 to 1002 code for a protein of 333 amino acids.